AUCACUCUACAUGUAUACGGAAAUAUGCAACACUUACAUGAGGCAAUUGUUUCUUAUCAGUAGAAGUGAGCGAUAACUGGAGGAAGAUAUAUUCUAAAGAAUGGAAUGCAGGAAUGCGGAAAUGCGGACUAUUGGCCCCGUAAACCCAGCCGAUUUAAACUACUUCCUGGUCCGGGAAAACUGAUACUAUCGCGACAGCCUGUCCGCUUGCAGCUCAGCGACAGGGGCCUGGCGCAGGAAUGCGAAACCACAACUUAUUCAAUCCAAACAAACCGUUGACAAACACCAGCGUGCCCGGAAAUACCGCAGGGCUGCUUCGGACUCUUUGGCCGUCACCCGAGACAUGAAGGAGACUCUUAACGUAUGGCUAUGAGACGAGAUCAGCUGUUUCAGCGUUCGCUGCCCCGGGCUCGUUGACUGUGUGUCGGCUCAGGAUGGCGCAGGGGGGCUCUCAGCUCGACUACCACAUCCUGCAGGACCUCAAGCAGCGUUUCCCAGAGAUCCCAGAGGGUGUAGUUUCCCAGUGCCUUCUGCAGAACAACAAUAACCUGGAUAUUUGCUGUCACCUGCUGGCCCAGGAGAGUAACCGAUACCUGUAUGGAGAGUUCCAUCACAGUCCAGAGGAGGGGCGACCUAGUCGAAACCACAUGCUACACAUUAGCCUGGGAUACCCGGGGUCCGAGGCGAGCAAGGCGAAUGGAGGAGCAGCAGGAGUAGGGCGCUCCCUUGUGCACAGCAACAGUGACAGUCACAUCGAACCUCAGCGGCCCAGCUACCCCGAGCCGCUGUCGGCCCCCGCCACCAUGGCCCCCUCCCCGGGAUACAAUCCCUUCUUCAUGAACGAUCAGAGCCGCUCAGCUAGCACUCCCACUCCUCCACCCGCAAUGCAGGGCAUGUCUCCCACAUACUCACCAGUCCCACGUUACUCCAUGAACCCUAUAACGGUCACAAUUCCACAAAAUAGUAUACCCAAUGUCCCACAGGCUCUGCAGAUACCCUCGGGGCACUACGCUAUGCGACCCUCACCUUCCCAGAGCCCACAGCCAGCACCCUGGCCCUCUUCAGGGGUGCCUGUGUAUCAGCAUCAGCAGCCCCCAUACAAUACUCCCACGUAUGUCUCGCCAUACAGCUCCCCGCAGCAUCAGGUUCAGCCCCAACCACAGGCGCAGCCCCAGCACCAGCAAUAUGUUUUCCUCCCUAUUAGCUCCCCAACACCUCCCAGCAUGCCCUACCAUCACCAGCAACAACCCCAGCCGGCUGUUUACAGGCCAUACCAUACAAAAAGCGCCCUCAAGAACCAGAUCGAGAUUACCCUGGAGGGUCCGCGGCCUCGUAGCAACUCCCCUGUGCACACAACCCACCCCCAGGGAACGCUCUACAUGGCCAACAGCCCUCCGCCAGGCUCCCCUUCGAGGGGCAUCCCUAUGAGUGGACCUCCGGGCCCUGCAGCCUUCCAUCCUGGGAUGUAUCUGCAGCAUCAGGGCCCUACAAGGCCUCGGCCUGCCUCCUCUCCUCAGCCGGGCCAAUCGGCAUAUACCUUAAAAAUCAAAGUGUCCCCAGGGGGCCAAGCCCAGAGGCCACUCGGCUCGCCUCCUGUGGCCGAAGCGGAGUCUCUUCUCAACAUAGUGGACCAAGGGGAACACAACGCUGCCCCUGCACCCAUCCUGCCCAUCUCCGCUCUACCAGGGAACAUUGUCAGUCAGUUUCAGCACAUGCCCCGACGUUCAAGCUCAGGCUCUGAUGAUUAUGCCUACACACAAGCUCUCCUGCUCCACCAGCGGGCCAGGAUGGAGCGUCUAAUGAAGGAGCUGCUGUUAGAGAAACAGAAACUAGACCACCUGAAGUCCGAUGUCAACAACAUGGAAUAUGACGCCCUUCAAAGACGCUUUCGAAGAGUCAACUCCACCAGUCUUAUACCCAGACCUGAAGAGAUGACCCGAUUGCGGAGUCUCAACAGACAGCUUCAGAUUGAUAUCGACUGCACCCUGAAGGAGACAGAUCUACUGCAGUCCAGAGGGAAGUUUGAUCCAAAAGCAAUGAACAACUUUUAUGACAACAUUCAGCCCGGUCCAGUUGUGCCACCCAAGCCUGGGAAGAAAGGGGAUCAGGCCCCCAAGCCAGUCCCGGAGCCUCAGAGGGACGAGGACUUCGAAGGCGCCCAGUGGAACUGUGAAAGCUGCACUUUCCUCAACCACCCUGCCCUCAACCGCUGUGAACAGUGCGAGAUGCCGCGUUACACCUGAGCUUAGCACCGCGCUGCAUUGCCCGCCCCCUGCCCUGUCCCUUACCAUUCCUUGGAUAGUAUCUGCAGAAUCUGUCUAGAGCUCUGCCCUCUGUCAAUCAAUAUGUAAGCCUACCUGCUGAGGAAGAGCCACCAUCCCUCUCGGCCCACUUGUCCCGCUCCUAUCUACUGCUCCUGUGCACUUCCCCCCCCCCCCCCAUUGGAGAAGAAGAAGAAGGAGGAGGAUGAUGAAGAUGAAGAUUCCAAUCUCUGCUCAUGGCAAAUGUAUAAAAGAGAGUGACUCCGGCAGUCGGUUGUUCAGGGCUUCAGAAAGGCCUGGAGUGAUUUAAGGAUCAUGGAGGAGGCGCUUCGGUUUACCUUCAGACGAUUCCACGCAGAAAGAGUGACUGCCCUGUUUACACUGCGCCCAUUCCUGAACUUCAAAUGGAGGCACUUCCACAGCGGAACAAUGAAAGCAAUUGUAUAUACAUUCUGAUUAAUGCGAAAUGUAGACUGUACACUGUAUCUGGCUCUGUAUUGGAGCUAAUUUCACUGGAAAAAGAACACUAAAGACAUUUGCAUACAAGUAUAUUCCUGGUACUUGUAUGCAUAUAAUGCCACCAUGUAUUAUGUGUUCAGAAGAUGUUCAUUUCCUGUGCAAAUCCUUCAACUUGCUGUAAUUAAUAAAGGAGCUAAUUCUAUGUGACUUGACCAUGCACAGCUGGCAUGUCUACAUAGGUUGUUUUUUUUAAAUAAUUCCUAGACGCUCCUUUUUCCCCCCCCACACACACACACACACACACAAACCAAACGCUUUUUUUCCCAGUACGUAUUUAUUUGAAGUAAUAAAACCAGUGGGAAUCAGAAACACAGCAGAAAAUGGUAGUAACAUGCACACACCCGCCCACUUUCAUGAACGUUGCAAGAGGAAAUUGGAGAUGUUUAAAUGGGGUUUGAGGAGACCGUUUUCCUCUCUGGUCUCAUCUGAUGUGAUCACUCUGUCCUUAAGGGUUUGAAAACUUGCUUAAUCCAACAGUCCUCAUAACACUAAUCAUACACAGCAUGUUUAACUCUAAUCUUCUAAAGUACUUCACCUUACUGUGGGUGCAAAAAAAAAAAAAAAAAAACUUUUUCAAUAUCAAUAAUUUAAAGCCAUGGCUGCCACAUGUCUGACUUGCCUGUAUGCAUUCCCAUUCCUUACAGGCGAUUGUGUGUGUG
Molecule: messenger RNA, 3439 nt
Organism: Pungitius pungitius (ninespine stickleback)
Lineage: Eukaryota; Metazoa; Chordata; Actinopteri; Perciformes; Gasterosteidae
Gene: tab3
Product: TGF-beta activated kinase 1 (MAP3K7) binding protein 3
Exons: 7
Coding region: 435-2243 (602 amino acids)
Biological process (GO): positive regulation of canonical NF-kappaB signal transduction
Cellular component (GO): extracellular exosome
Molecular function (GO): ubiquitin binding
Source: RefSeq, a predicted model, not a curated record